Aspergillus ibericus CBS 121593 is the source of this 862-nucleotide messenger RNA. It is a transcript of the gene pre1, whose product is annotated as proteasome core particle subunit beta 4. The transcript has 5 exons. Bases 78 to 689 code for a protein of 203 amino acids. Gene Ontology annotation, cellular component: proteasome core complex; nucleus; cytosol. Gene Ontology annotation, molecular function: peptidase activity. Lineage: Eukaryota; Fungi; Ascomycota; Eurotiomycetes; Eurotiales; Aspergillaceae. The record is from RefSeq and is a predicted model, not a curated record. Gene Ontology annotation, biological process: proteasomal protein catabolic process.
CUACCCAUCUCGUCUUCCAUUAUCCCCCUCGUUUUCAUCUCUCCUCUAAACCAACCGUACAACUUGAUACCGCAGAUAUGGAGGUUCUACUGGGCAUCACUGGCAAGGACUUCGUCAUUCUGGCGGCCUCCAAAGCUGCCAUGAGGGGCCCCACCAUCCUCAAAGCCGAAGACGAUAAGACAAAACAGCUGAACAAGCACAGCCUUAUGGCUUUCUCGGGAGAGGCAGGAGACACAGUACAAUUUGCGGAGUACAUCCAAGCCAACAUUCAGCUAUACACGAUGCGGAACGAUACCGAACUGGGUCCGAAUGCAGUUGCUAGCUUUGUCCGGGGAGAGAUGGCGCGGAGUUUGCGGUCCCGGAAUCCUUAUACCGUCAACCUCCUCCUGGGAGGUGUCGAUCCCAUCACCCAGAAGCCCCAUCUAUACUGGAUAGACUAUCUGGCCUCCCUGGCUCCUGUACCAUACGCUGCCCACGGCUAUGCACAAUACUACUGCCUAUCCACCCUCGAUAAACACCACCAUCCCGACAUCUCGCUCGAAGAAGGAAUGAAGCUCCUGGAAAUGUGCACAGAUGAAUUGAAGCGCAGACUACCGAUCGAUUACAAGGGGGUUCUGGUGAAGGUGGUCACUAAAGAUGGCGUGAAGGAAGUAGAAUUCGAUAAUAACAGGAUCGUCAAGAGUGCCUAAUGCGUUGUAUCAUACCAAUGAUUGUCUUAUGUUUGCGGUUUCACGGGACUUGGGUUUAAGAGAAGAUCGGUUUGCAUGGCAGGGUAUUUUCCAUGACUUGAACCGAGACAUAGUCUCGCCUAUUAUCUAGCUGAGGUCGAGACCAAUGACCAUGAUUACUUGAGAUACCACCA